CAGUCACAGAUGGAGGAGCAGUUGGUGGUUGGGGCUGAGACAGGUCACGGAGGUUCAUCUAAGGGAGUGGAGGGGUCUCGGAGUCCUGAGGUCAGUGUUAGGGCUUUGGCAGAGUUGGAUUCAGGGUUCACUAAUCCUUCCGGUAUAGGUGUGCUCUCAGGGCCACGUGAUGUCAGUGUGCCGGCCUGGAUGACUGCCGGUGACGUAACUCCCGUCUGCUUGGCGCGGAGCUCCGACUGGGGCUUUUGCUCGUCCGGCAGCGGCGGGUCUAGCACCUUCGCCGUGCCCAACUUCCUGAACCACACCACGGCGGAGGAGGUGGGCGCCACCCUGGCCGACUGGGCAGUGUUUCUGAGCUCGCGGUGCCACCGGGAUGUGGAGAGGUUUUUCUGCCUGCUCCUGGCGCCAGAGUGCCCGGGGUCAGGCGCUCCGCUGCCGCCCUCACCCCCUCCUCUCCUGCCCUGUCACAGCUUGUGCGAGACCCUGACGGACGCGUGCUGGGUGGCCCUGGGUGGGCGUGAGCUGCCCGUCACGUGCCACUCCCUGCCCGAGGGCCUGCCCCAUCAGCACCCCUGCCAGCCCGUGUCCAGUUGUAGAUGUGCAGUAGACCUGACACUGCAGGCGAUGGUGGGGGACCCAGUCUUGUCGUCGGUCAAGCGUGCCCUCGACCCGGACGAUAACCCGGCUUUCAUCUUCUCCAAGAAGUCUACCGUGUCGCGGCUAGCUUAUGGCCGGCUGGACAGCCCUUUCCACCGCAACUUUGCCCUGCUCUUCCGCCUGAUGCCCACCAGAGACAGCGGCGUGCUCUUCGCCCUCACCGACAAGUCCCAGAUGCGGAUCCAACUGGGUGUUAAGCUGGCCCGCGGGAAAAAGGGUGGCCAACAGGUCGAGGUCUACUACAGCGACGGCAAGGGCAAGUACGCGUACAAGCCCGUCGCCACCUUCCCCGUGACCACCAGCAAAGGCGUGUGGACGCGUUUCGCCAUCUCGGUCAGCGCCAACAAAAUCUCCUUCUACUACAACUGCAACACCGAGCCCAAGGUGGUGACGUUCAGCCGCUCCAACGAACCCCAGGUGGUGGAGCCAGGGGCGGCCCUCAUGGUGGGGCAAGGAGGCUCCCAGGAUGGAGAUAAGUUUGAGGGCCAGAUAUCCCAGCUGACCAUCAGUGGAGACCCAUUUGCUGCUGAGAGGCAGUGCUACACAUCUGAUGAUGAGGACGAGGAAGAUGACUCAGGAAGUGGUAGUGGAGAUGGUAUGGACACUGAGGAUGGCAUCACAACACAACCUCCCAAACAAAAGACCCCAGGUACUCAGCUUCUGCCCGAGCCUCCAGUAUCAAGCACCUUCUCCAAAGGAACUCUUGAUGUCGCUCAGGAGGAAACUGGCCUGAAAGGAGACUCUGGGUUUGACACCGAAGGCUCUGGUGGCGCCUUCACCCCUGGAGAUAAGGGGGCAAAGGGAGAGAAAGGGUUAAAGGGAAGUCACGGGGUCGGCAUGCCUGGCAUGAAGGGAGACACUGGACCUCCGGGCCCUCCAGGCCCCCCUGGGCCUCAGGGUCCAGUCACAGAGAUCAUUGACACUGGGGACGGGAAGAAGAUCCAGAAGGUGGAGGGCCGUCAGGGGCCGCCAGGGCCUAGAGGCCCGGCGGGACAACCUGGACCAGCAGGUCGUGAUGGGCAGCCAGGUGAAAAAGGUGACCAGGGUGAAGAGGGUCCUGUUGGACCACGUGGUUUCCCAGGCACCCCUGGCAACACUGGAAUGAAAGGCCUGAAGGGGGAGGUUGGGGAGGGCCUGCCUGGCCCAAGAGGACUUCCAGGACCCCCAGGCCCCCCAGGGAUCGUUGAGACAACAUUUGUGGAUGUGGAAGGCUCUGGAGGAAAAAUCCCUGUUCGUCCGGGACCCCCAGGUCCUCCUGGACCACCAGGGCCACCUGGACCGCCGGGUUCUGAAGGAGAUUCCAAUGGAUCCAUUGGAUCCAAUGGACCUACUGGACCUAAUGGAAGGCCCGGACGACCCGGAUCUGCUGGGUCUCCAGGGAAACCAGGACUUCCCGGGCCACCAGGGCCAAGAGGAGAGAAGGGAGAUUGUGGUACUGUGGGACUUGCUGGACCUGCAGGGGAGACUCCGGACAGUUUUUCUGUCACUUCUCUUUUUUCCAACUGGCUGCCUUUCCUCUCCUCCUCAGCUGAUACAGAGGGUGAACCAGGUGAGAGUGGAUUGCCUGGACCCCCAGGUCCCAUGGGACCAUCUGGACCUUCUGGCCCGCCAGGGCCCCCUGGACCUCCUGGACAAGUCACCAUUGAGCUUAAUGGAACUGAAGUGACCCUCGUUCCAGGACCAGCUGGACCUCCUGGUCCUCCAGGACCAAAUGGCCCUCAAGGUAUUCCAGGACUACCGGGGAAAGCUGGAUUCCCAGGAAUUCCAGGCCAAAAAGGCAGUGAGGGUGAGCGGGGACGGGAUGGCUUUCCAGGGAUGGAUGGCUUCCCUGGUAAACCGGGGGAUAAAGGAGAACGAGGGUUCAGGGGUGAAAAGGGGGACUCAGGCAGGGACGGGGGUCCACCAGGGCCUCCUGGGCCUCCAGGACCACCAGGGGAGAUUCUCAUCCAGAAUAUUGGAGACCAUGAGGGAGCUGUUGGAGUCUCUGGACCACCGGGUCAGCCUGGUAUUCCUGGUCGGGCAGGUUUCCCUGGUCCAAUGGGACCAAAAGGAGACAGAGGGCACCCAGGGCAGCCAGGUGUCCCUACUAAGGGCCAGAAAGGAGAACCAGGUGUGAUUCUGGCAGCAGAUGGAACUCCUUUGUAUCUGGGAUUGACCGGACAGCCGGGAGAGUCUGGACAAAUGGGGCCAAUUGGACCUCCGGGUAUACCCGGCCUUCACGGACAGAAGGGGGAAAUAGGGAUUCCAGGCAGACCGGGGCGUCCGGGUCUGAACGGGCUGAAAGGAGAGAAGGGAGACUCCUCAGGUGGUUUUGGUGGACAUAGCUUUCCGGGUCUCCCAGGGCCUCCCGGACCUCCAGGGCCCCCGGGCCCCCCGGGGCCUGUUCUGUCUUUGGACAGAUUCUCUUCGCGUGAAGAUACAUCCCGGGGGUAUCAACCAGGCCAAAAAGGAGAGAAGGGAGACCGAGGAGUUCCGGGCAUUCCAGGGUUCUCAGGUGGCACAGAAGGCUUUGACUACAAUGCUUAUUUGACCCAGCUGAAAGGUGAAAGGGGAGAGCCAGGUAUGAAAGGAGAGAAGGGAGAGGCAGGUGGCGGAGGGUACUAUGACUCACGGUACAGUGGAAUCGCUGGGCCUCCCGGUCCCCCAGGACCACAGGGUCCUAAAGGAGACUCCAUACGGGGUUCACCAGGCCCCGCAGGGCCUCCAGGCCAUCCAGGAUACGGUCGCCCAGGAAUCCCAGGACCUCCAGGACCUCCAGGACCCCCAGGGAUCGGUCUACCUGGAGCCCAUCGAACCUCUCCUGUUGUAAAUGCCCCAGGUCCUCCUGGCCCACCUGGCCCCCCUGGCAUCCCUGGGUUAGGCGCGGGGGUUAUAAUUUUGAGGACUUAUGACAGCAUGGCCUCUGCCUCAAGACAACAGCCUGAGGGGACUUUGGUCUACAUCUCAGACAACACAGACCUGUACAUACGAGUGCGAGACGGUUGCCGAAAAGUACAGCUUGGUGAAUAUACCCCCUUCCCUAGAGAGGAAAACCAGGUGGCAGCUGUCAACCCUCCCCCAGUGGUGCACUAUCCUCCGGAUUACACACAGGAGACGGGAGCGUCCUCAUCCUCUGAGGGAGCAGCUCCACACUCUGAGGGCCAGUACCCUGUUCUUCCUGAGCCCGUGAACCCUCCCCGACAUGGGUACCCUCUCUAUCCAGGGUACCCUAAUCAAUCAGGAUACCCUUAUCCUGGGGUGCACACGGGCACAUCAUCCGGAACCCAACCGCACCAACCCACAGAUACCAGGUACUCCUCGUCACAGCCUGAUGGACGCUAUCCGUAUCAACGCUAUCCGGACCAACGCUAUCCAGAUGGACGCUAUCCGGACGGACGCUAUCCAGAUGGACGCUAUCUCGACGAACGCCAACCAGACCGUCGCUAUCCCAAUAGCCGACAUCCCAGCAGCCCAGACCGAAGGCCCAGUGAGCCCCAGUCCCCCACCCAUGAGCACAGGGCUGGACUUGCUCUGCACCUGAUCGCCCUGAACCACCCCCAGGAGGGUAACAUGAGGGGCAUCCGAGGGGCCGACCACGAGUGCUUCACACAGGCGCAGGCUAUCGGCAUGAAGGGAACAUUCCGGGCGUUCCUGUCGUCACGGCUGCAGGAUCUGUACAGUAUCGUGCGCAGGCCCGACAGGGAGCGAAUUCCCAUCGUCAACCUGAAGGAUGAAGAGCUUUUCAGCAGCUGGGAGUCCAUCUUCAGCGAAUCGGAGGGCAAGAUGAGGGACAACGUGACCAUCUACUCAUUUGAUGGCAGGGAUGUUCUCACCCAUGAUGCUUGGCCGGAGAAGAUGUUGUGGCACGGCUCGAGCACGCGGGGCCAGCGCAUCACCGACAGCUACUGCGAGACGUGGCGUGAGGCCAAUCACGCCCUCACAGGGAUGUCCUCCUCGCUCCAAGAUGGCCGCCUUCUGCAGCAGACACAGCGCAGCUGCACCAACUCCUACGUGCUGCUGUGCAUCGAGAACAGCUCCAUUGCCUAAUCGCCUUGGCAACCGCCUCCUUUCCCCAAAUACCUGUUCCUAGUGGUUCUUAAUGCAGACCCACACUACACUGGCCUUUUUUAAAAAUGAUGCCAUCGCUCCUUAACUGUGUGAUUUAGAGCAUAGAAACAUCAGUGGCAACAGGCAUUGUGUGUAAAUCUAUUAAGUGAGCUAGUUCUGUUUCCUCGAGUAAAAAAGUGCCUUCACCUCCUGUUAGGUGUUGACUGGAUUUAGCCAUAGUCGUCCUGGCACAUUUAAAAAUCCAUUGGUGUCCCUUAGCAAUUACAAUCUAAGUUUUGUGUAUUAAGAUCUUUUUUUAAGUGUUCUUGUCAAGUGUCCCUUUAAGAUGACUGACCGUAACUGUGUACAAAUGGCCUGUCCUGAAUUUAUGUGUUUGGACAGAUGUCUGUAACAUCAGGGGGUGGUUUUGGCUGGGGUCAGGGCUCACAAUCACACAUUCCAAAACAAAAUGGUUGUCUUGGUGUACUCGGGGCCAAACAGCAUUGUAUCACACUGUGCUAUUCUGUGGGCCUUGUAAACAGCACUACUUUGGAGCCAUCUGCCAGGAAGAGAGCUCCCCCUCGGUUUAGGACAGUGGUUAUCCAUUCCAUUUCACUCCACUCACUUCACUGCAGUGGUGUAGUCUCUGUGAUAUGCCCAUUUAAAAAGCUUCAAGAUUUUUGUAUAAGCACUUCAAAAUACCCAAGGAUAUGUAUGUAUCAACAUACAUUUGUGUUAAAAUUUUGACAUGAGAUAUUUUUUGCAAAAAUAAAUGUGAGUCAUUUGAACGCUGGAUAUAAAAAAAACACACUCUUGUCCAAUAAGGCAGCACUCUCCCACUUGUAACCCACUACAGGCUACCUUAGCAAUAUCACAGUAUACUCACUACAGCAAACUAGACUACACCACUGCUUCAAUACCCCAAUUUGGGGACAUACUUACAAUUUCUUUUUUUUUUUUAUCUUCGCUAAAAUUAAGGACUGGAAUGGCCACUCAUACGCAGUUACAUUUGGUUAGUGCACUGAGUAUAUUGUUUUGUAUGUACUGUAUUUGUAUACAUAGCUACCACUGUCUGAAUACAACUGUCACUGAGCCAAGCUCAAGUCCAUGAGGAAACAAGACUUAUACAAACUUCUGGUAGAGAAAGUAGAAAGACAACAGCAAUAAAGCAUCUGAUUUAUUUGUACCCGAUUACGCUUAACAUUACAAACUUUACAAGUAUCACCUGUGCUAGUGUAACGUUUUUAGUAUGGAUUGCUUUAUAUGUUUACAUAAGGCUCUUUCUGGUUAACCAACGAGGUGAUGAACAGGUUUUGAUUGGCGUUGUCGUGUUUGUGUGCUUGUGAUUUGUGACGAUGUUAAGCUGCCUUCUGACCAAAGAUACAGGGUUGGCACUAGGGCCAAUAGUUUCAAGGUGCAGACAGCAUUGAAAGUGCAAGAGAGACUGACACUAUUGGAAUGGGUUGUACAUGGAAAAGAAUGCUUGUUUAUUUUUGUACAUGUAUUUUAAUUCACAUUUUUUAAAACAGCUUUUUCAUCUUUGUAGUGUUGUUUCUCAUAUUAACAUACUUGGUAUUUUGUAGUUACACUUUUUUACUCCUCCAGGAAUAUUUAGAUGAAAUAUUUAUUUCUGAAGAUACUGCAACCAUAACCGUAAGUUAGUGUUUUGCUGUUUUCGGAGUCACAAUUUAGGCUACAUCAGGAAAAAAGACUUGGACAAUCCAUACAACUUUACCUACAACCCGCUAGCUUUAUUCCUUUUACUACUUAAGCUUUUUGACGUUAUUCGAAGACAAGGGUUUGAAAAUAUGUAUUACAGUUCCAGAUUAACAACAGUUCAGGCUUAGUGAACUAACACAUUCCACAGUCAUGACUGCUACUACUGUUUAUGAAAGUGUACCAAAAUAUGAUCUAAAACAUGUUGCUACUAGUUAGGAAAACAUACUGAUUGAUAAGAUAAUUAUAAGCAUAUUGUUGUUUUAUGUUUUAUGCUGAGGCUGAAUUUCCAGUCACAUCUUUUUGCCACUGUAAAGCCUACAGUGGGAAUCCAAUGUACUGUACAAUGCUAAUGCUAAUCAUGUCUAUAUAAUACACACUACACACAUUUCACAGUUUCCCUGAGGUUUAAUUCAUACCCACAACUUCAGCCCACCAUGUGCACUGCCAAAAAAUGUGUGAGACUAUUUUUCACCGAAGUCAUUGGUAAUCAUUCACAGUUUAGAAAUGUAUGAGCUUACUCCAAGGCACUGUAACUUUUCUAAUAAAUGUUUUCCCACAAUUUUACAAUUAUA
This is a messenger RNA of Alosa sapidissima (American shad), 6974 nucleotides long. It is a transcript of the gene col18a1b, whose product is annotated as collagen type XVIII alpha 1 chain b. NCBI's taxonomy places the organism in Eukaryota, Metazoa, Chordata, Actinopteri, Clupeiformes, Clupeidae. The record is from RefSeq and is a predicted model, not a curated record. The coding region runs from base 10 to 4683 and encodes 1557 amino acids. The transcript has 42 exons. Gene Ontology annotation, molecular function: protein binding.